Messenger RNA from Fusarium vanettenii 77-13-4, 519 nucleotides. RefSeq lists its product as uncharacterized. The record is from RefSeq and is a predicted model, not a curated record. The annotation marks the transcript as partial. The transcript has a single exon. Lineage: Eukaryota; Fungi; Ascomycota; Sordariomycetes; Hypocreales; Nectriaceae.
UUCAGCGCUCGUGUACACGCAGACUUCACCAAUGGCUCACCCCGCGCCGACAUGCUUCUCAACCUGAUUCAGUCCAACACCACGCGGGCAUUAGUAAUGAACGCGAGAAUAAUGAACAUCACGAGCGAGCUCAUGCUGCCUGACGCUCGGUCUCGGCUACCAUAUCACGCCAUCGACAGAGCUGCGAUGAUUCCCUCGGUACCGUCUAGCUUAGAACCUACGCACCUUCAGCUUACUGUCAGUCAUCACCCUUGGGUCGAUAUCUUGCCGUUACCCGAGAUCCGAGAUAAUAUUAUGCGCCAGGACGAAACUUCCUAUGACAAGAAGGCGCUGUGCCGCGACCUGAGAGGUUUUCAGGAUGUUGCUAAUGGGUUGGGGGGCAUGAUUGUCUGGGGUGAUCCUUCAGACUCUGAGGCAUGGGAAGUCACUGAAGCGUUUGCUUCGAAGUGGCCGUGGGUGAUUCAAGACUGCCCCCGGCUUCUGGAAUCCGCCAGGCACUGGAGAUCAAUAAGAGGUGAA